UGUAUGUUUUCAGACAGCUGGAGUCAAGAUGAAGAUACUUGUGGUUUUUCUCUUAGCGGCGCUGAGCUGCAGUCUGUCUGAAGGGCGAAUUGUGUCCAAAUGUGAACUGAAGGACGCUCUAAUGACGGCGAUCGGUCAGCUGCCAGAGAAGGCGAAGCAGAGAGGACUGACUGUGGACAAGUUAGUGGCCAAGAUUGUCUGUCACGUGGAGUUUGCGUCAGGUUUUAACACCAGUGCGGUGGAUCUGCUGACCUCCUGCACUGACGACCAUCACGGCAGGAAGAAGAGGGGGGUAUAUGGCGGUCUGUUCAGCAUGGCCGAGCCUGAAGACCCAACCGUGCAGCCCCACACCCGCCAGCAACGGAGCGCUGAGGAUUCGUCACACGAGCGACAACCGAAACCCCCGAGGUCCAACAGGCCUUCAAGCCAGGACGGGGAUGUCUGCACGCUCUACGGUCUUUUCCAGCUCAGCAGUCACCUGGUCUGCAGCGACGGCAGUCCAUCACCCAACAUCUGUGGGAUGGACUGCAGCGAGUUGACUGAUGACAACAUACAGGACGACAUCAGCUGCGUGUUGAAGAUCUUCACCUAUUUUAUUGACAACGGUUUCGGAGCGCCCCACUUCAAGGCGUUAACACAGAUGAUCAGGCUCAUCUACCAGGAAGAGUGCAGGGAUGUAAAAGCCUCUGACUACUUUACCGAUUGCACACUGGAAGUGUGAUGUGAUAAUAAAGUGAAGUAUGUUGCACUAUAAUCCAAAAUUUGAAUCUGCCCUGCAGCAUUGUGAGGAAAGAAAAAAACGAAUUUCCUCUAAAAUUCAAUAAAGAUGAUUUAAAGGCUUUAAA
Molecule: messenger RNA, 845 nt
Organism: Dicentrarchus labrax (European seabass)
Lineage: Eukaryota; Metazoa; Chordata; Actinopteri; Moronidae
Exons: 5
Coding region: 29-721 (230 amino acids)
Source: RefSeq, a predicted model, not a curated record